This is a messenger RNA of Rotaria sp. Silwood2, 1649 nucleotides long. NCBI's taxonomy places the organism in Eukaryota, Metazoa, Rotifera, Eurotatoria, Philodinida, Philodinidae. The record is from the annotation of a GenBank genome assembly.
AUGGGAAAUACCUACCCCUCUCAAACAGGCCACUCAGCAACGGUUCUGAAGGAACAAAGCUUGGUUAGUUCAAAUACACAAGAUUCAACCGUAAUACUCACCUGGUAUGAUCCAAAGAUGAACUCAGAUUUCGAGCAUGAAAAGACAAAAAGGAUGAUCUCAAAGGUAACAAAUAAUGUGUUAUUCUAUGUUUUGGAAACUGAAUUUUUAAAUUAUAUCGAAACAGACAAACAUACUUCUGUUGUUCUCAUCGUAUCCGGUCAUGUAGCUCGAGAUAUUCUUAUUAGAGUUAAUCAUCUGAGAUACAUUCAAUCUGUACAUAUUUAUUGUGAUGGCUACGAAAAGACCAAGUAUCAGUCUCUAAAAACUGAUUUUCGUCCCAAGGUGAAAUCAAUUUCUAGUGAACGAUAUGAACUGAGACUUGCACUCGAAACAACUUUAAACUACUUGAAUGCUUUUAGUUAUUAUAACACUGUUUCACAGAGAUCAACUUGGGAUCUAUCGACGAGCAACACUGAAUUCAUAUGGUUUCAGUUGCUACAACAGAAACUCUUUUUGGAACAAGACAUUCAUACUACACAGUCUAAAUUUGAUUUUAUUCAACGAUGUCGAGAAUAUCUGGGUGACGAUUAUGAAGCAGAUCAAAAGUAUCUCAACUACUUAGAAAAUCAAUAUCGACCAAAAGAUUCCAUUCGAGAAUAUACAAAAUGCAAUUUUUUACAUAAUCUAAUCAAUCAUGCAAUUAGAAAUGGUGAUGCAGAAGAGUUGUAUCACUUUCGUUAUUAUGUUGCUCAUCUCUGUACGAACCUAGCUAAAUUAUCCCAACGAUUUCGACGUAAACAGGGAAAGACUGUGCUCACACUCUAUCGUGGUCAACAACUCUUACGAGAAGAAGGAGAGCGACUUCGUAUAAGUGGAAAUAAAUAUAUUGCUAUGCGUGGUUUUCUAUCAACUACAUUAGAUCGAAAAGUAGCUGAGGCUUUUGCUGAAUCCUCACCUGAAAAUUUGCCUGUUUUAUUUGAAAUCACAGUUGAUUUAGAUCAAGUACCAUCAAUGAUUUUAGCUGAUAUAUCGAAGUAUAGUAAAUAUCCAGAUGAGAAAGAAACUCUGUUUGGUUUAAAUGCAACCUUUGAAAUUGAUGAGCAGUUUCAGGGUGACUGUGGUCGAUGGAUCAUAAAAAUGCAUGCAACAAAUUUUGAACAGAAAAUCGUGAAUGACUAUAUACAAUAUCUUCAGUCAAAAACAUCAUACUCUUCUUCGUCAUCUUCAAUCUCGAUCAAUUUCAUAUUGGCUCAAUUUCUUAUAGAAAUGGGGGAAAAUGUGAAAGCAGUCAAAUUCUUAGAAAAAAUGAUUCCAACUACAGAUGAUGAACGAGCAAAUCUGUAUUUCAUUUUGGCUGAUGCGAAGAUAUCAUCAUAUCAUUUAACAAAGCAUGCAUUGGAUGAAGAAAUCCGAUUAUUGAAGAAGUCAGAAGAACUAUUCAUCUCAUUGGAUAAUAAACUUGGUCAAGCUCACACUUUCAGACGUUAUGCUGAUGCACAAGUUCUAAAUGAAACCUAUGACGAAGCUGUCCACUCUUAUCAACGAGCAAAGCAGCUGUAUAAAGAAAUACCUGAUCAAAAGGAAAACAUUCCUAGUUGUUAUAAUGG